AAGACCGCACAGCCAAUCCAAUGUAUGCAUUUAUAUGAUGCACCUUUUACAUCUUGGUCUUUAUUUGCAGAUGCGAGAAGACCGAAGUCCUUUUGGUGGUAUACGUUUUGGAAUAUGAUCUCUGGCUUCUGCAUGGAUGUUAAUGUGCAAAUGUAACUUUGAAACUUUUUAAAUGGUGUUAGAGUUUUGAAUGCAUUUCUGUUUGGAUGGAUGUCUUCAAUAAAAGUGUGAAUAAACCUUAACUUGUGGUGUGCAUGGCUAUCAGGUCACUAUUGUUUGAUUUAUACUGGAGUGGUGCUACACUUCAUUAAUCAGUGUAAUUGUGGUGGUUUAACUUCAUCAAUUGACUUGAUUUGCAAAAACCUGCUUAACCUUAGUUUGCUAGCAAGUGCUUUAACAUAUGGCAUACGUCCAGUAUUGAGUGUGGCCGCUGAGCUAAUAGACCGUACAUUGUAUAAACCCACCAGUCUACACGGAUCCACUCGCUUCUGACUGCAGGAAGACCGGGUUGCGGAGCCCGUUACAUGCUACUUCCGGAUUAUUACUCCUGCUCGCUUUGUGUAGUUCAUCACCCGAAUGAUAUUUCGGAGCGAGUUUUCAUAGAUUCGCGUGUGUCUGAAAGACGAGCUCUUCGUAUAAGCUCUGAAUCAAAUGCAAGACGUUUCUAGACAAGUGCAACUGUUGGAUUUACGCUUUUAAAUGAGACUUGUAAGAUUUAUGAACAGUCGUGCACCAUCUAAUAAGAGAUAUCAGCCAACAGAAUAUGAGCAUGCUGCUAACUGUGCCACACAUGCGCUCUGGAUCUUUCCCAGCAUUGUGGGUGGGAUCUUGUUGUACCUCUUAUCUGAUGACCACUGGGAGGAGAUUUCAGCAUGGCUGUAUGGAGCGGGACUAUCAAGCCUUUUCAUUAUAUCCACAGUUUUCCAUACUGUCUCCUGGAAAAAGUCUCAUCUCCGAUCAGUUGAGCACUGUUUCCACAUGUGCGACAGGAUGGUGAUCUAUUUCUUUAUUGCAGCGUCCUACACACCGUGGCUGACACUGCGGGAUCUUGGUCCAUGGGCUGCCCACAUGCGUUGGGUUGUCUGGGUGAUGGCCUCUGGAGGAACUGCCUAUGUGUUCUUCUUCCAUGAAAGGUUUAAAGUUGUAGAGCUGAUCUGUUACAUAGCAAUGGGUGUUUUCCCCGCUCUCGUUAUCCUCUCUAUGGCAGACAGGUCAGGUCUGUGUGAGCUGUUGGUUGGUGGUGGGUGUUAUGUGUUGGGCAUGGUGUUCUUUAAAAGCGAUGGAAUAGUGCCCUUUGCUCACGCUAUAUGGCACCUCUUUGUUGCAAUGGGAUCAGGCAUCCAUUACUAUGCCAUCUGGAAGUACCUGUACACACCUGUCAAUCAACCAACCAGUCUUUAACUAGCACAUACAACAGAAAUUACAUCUAGCCUUUGUGAGACUACAAGCAGCAGGGGUCAUUUUGGACCUGAUGCCAUGUGCAAUCCUGAGACUGAUAAAGGAUCCAGAACAAGAACGUUUCUUGGAAAAUUAUGGACGUAUUACAUGAAGGUUUACAAUUUUUUAAAAAGGUACAGAGCAAAGUUAAAAGCACUGCCAGAUAUUUGUAAAAACACUUAACCUGAGGUAUGUUUCCCAAAAGCAUCACUAGCUAACUAUGGUUGCAAGUUGCAUUGAACUCUAUCGGUAACGAUGGAACUUGUGACCAUAGUUGCUUUUGGGAAACGCACCCCUGGUUUGUAAUUACUUGACUACAGUUUAAAGGUAUUUCUGUAGGGUUUUUAAACCGACUUGGGAUUAUUCUACUAAUCCUGCAACUGCCAGUGUGGAGAUAUUCUUAUUUAUGUGAGAAAUAUGAGUUCAUUUCAUAUUACUGUACAGUACACAGUAUCAAUUCUCCAUGCUUCUAGUCUAGUGCUAGUCUGUUGCAUUUUUGGGUGUGUAAUGUCUUUGGAAAAUGCCAUAAGUGCUUGAUGACAAUGUCCAGGAAAAGAUUUACCUGGACAGGUCAUCUGAUUUCAUGGUUUAAUGGAAAAGUUUAGAUUCUUAUAUUAUGAUUGUGCACUGUUUUUUUUCUUUUCUGGUCAUUUUAAAAUGUGCUUCAUGGUAACGUCUAUUAAUUGGUAUUAAUCAAGUAAAAAUAUUGUUUAAUAAUAAUAUUAAAUGACUGUCUCAACUUGACUACAUUAUAGGCUUACACCAACAAAAAAUACUUUUGAGGGUUGGGUCAUAGAGAAAUAGCUCAUUUUUUACAGUUUUAACAGUAUAUUGAGACUUGCAUGGGGCCAGUUUAAAGGCUUUUGCCCAUUUUACUGCAUUCCAUUUCAGUGAAAAUCUGAAAACAAAAAAGUGUUUUAUCGAAGAUGUUAUUUAUUCAUUUCAAUUUACAGCUGCUGUAGAUGUUGUAUUAUGGAUCAUUUUAUAUGAGCACUUAAUAGGGUAUAAAAACAUAUACACUGAAAGUUGACAGCUAUUUGCCUUAAUCAUUUAAAGGUUUCACAAACAGGAGUAUAAACUACAUUUUGAGAGAAUAUUGAUGUACUGACUUUAGUCAGAUUCACCCCAAAUUAGUUUGAGAGUCAUUAAAGAAACAAUUCACCCAAAACUGAAAACUGUCAUCAUUUACUCAGCCAUGUUUUGUUCCAUACCUGCAUUUUUAAAUUCUUCUUUAAAUUAAAUGUUUAGGCUGCUCUUUUUUUAUGCAGGCUUUU
Sinocyclocheilus grahami is the source of this 2711-nucleotide messenger RNA. Its product is annotated as monocyte to macrophage differentiation factor 2-like. Gene Ontology annotation, molecular function: pore-forming activity. NCBI's taxonomy places the organism in Eukaryota, Metazoa, Chordata, Actinopteri, Cypriniformes, Cyprinidae. The coding region runs from base 700 to 1401 and encodes 233 amino acids. The record is from RefSeq and is a predicted model, not a curated record. Gene Ontology annotation, cellular component: membrane. The transcript has 8 exons.